AUUCCAUUUCGUGUAUGACAACGUGAUUGUGUAGCGACUACGAUGUCGCUCCAUGAGACGCCAUCAAAUAUCAGAUUAUUCGAGACAUCCACACUGAAAUCGAUAGCGGCAUCAACAAUUAAAACAUUAAAAAACAGCGGUAGCACUGCCAAACAAAGUCCUGCAUACAAUCGGCCAACAACUCAUUACCAACAAAAUUUUCUGUUUGGAAAAGCCAGGCAACAGCAGCAACACCAUCCACAGCAGCAUCAGCAACAGUAUCCCGAACAGAAUGAAACAACAUUUGCCCUGGUCUCUCAAAAUGCAAACAAUGCAACAGCCACCUUAACAACAGCGACGACAACAACAACAACACGACCAACAAUAGACGAGAAUCUAGUGGCAACGUCACAACGUCAACAGCCUGCAAUAUCCAUGUUAACCAAUGCUGCCAAUGAAACCUCAUCGCACACCAGCCUAGCAACAUCAAUUCCUCUACCGCCAUCAACCUUAUCUUUGCCAUCAUCAUCAUCGUCGUCAUCAUCAUCAACGUCCGUGCUAACAACGUCAAACUCAUCGGCUACAUUUCCUCAUGACUUAACAUUGGCAUCCUCCUCCUCCACCACUUCGACAUCCACAUCUCCGUCCUCAUCCGCGGAAUCAUCGGGCACAAGCGCCCUAUCAACCUCUACAUUUUCAUCGCCAACUGUUUUCAACGAUUCGGUAAAAACGUUAACUUCCGCUCUCACAACGGGUACAUUCAACGAUGCCGCCGAUGCAGCAACCUCCUCCUUUCCCCUGUCCGCCACCAACAAUGCCUUAGAUGAGAAUUUAUUUUCCACUCCUUACAGUUAUCUCGAUGGCUACAGUAGCAGCAACAGCAUCACGGCGACCACCAUCACCAACACAGACACCAUUCCCACCACCAGCACCAGCACCUCCCUCAUUAGCGGCGCCAUUAUGAACAAUAGCAGCUACUUUGGCUCACCAUUCAAUCUAAGCCUUUCGGAGAAUUCCACAACGACAUCACUUCUGUCCUCGAUGGCCUCCAUUACCAGCGAUGUCAGUAUCGCCGAUGACAGCGACAGCGAUAAUUGGAUGGACCUUUCGGUAGUCAUUCUGAAAGGCUUUAUAUUCUUCUCAAUUAUUCUAGCAGCCGUUCUUGGAAAUGCGUUGGUUAUAAUUUCCGUUCAGCGUAAUCGUAAAUUGCGGGUCAUCACAAAUUACUUUGUCGUGUCGUUGGCCAUGGCGGAUAUGCUGGUUGCCCUCUGUGCCAUGACAUUUAAUGCGUCUGUGGAGCUGUCCGGUGGCAAAUGGAUGUUCGGUCCGUUCAUGUGUAAUGUUUACAACAGUCUCGAUGUUUACUUUUCGACAGCCAGUAUUUUGCAUUUGUGUUGCAUCUCGGUGGACAGAUACUAUGCCAUUGUCCGGCCACUGGAAUAUCCACUGAAUAUGACACACAAAACGGUUUGUUUUAUGCUGGCCAAUGUUUGGAUACUGCCUGCCCUCAUCUCGUUUACGCCAAUAUUUUUGGGUUGGUACACAACGGCCGAACAUUUGGAGGAAAUUUCCCAAAAUCCCGAUCAAUGUUCCUUUGUGGUGAACAAGGCGUAUGCCCUCAUCUCCAGUUCGGUUAGUUUUUGGAUACCGGGCAUUGUGAUGUUGGUUAUGUAUUUUCGAAUAUACAAAGAAGCGGUCAGACAACGGAAGGCCUUAAGCCGCACCAGUUCCAAUAUUUUGCUGAAUAGCGUACACAUGGGCCACACCCAGCAGCCCACCAAUCUGAACUAUUUGCAUCCCAGUGAAUGUGAAUUAACCCUAACGAGAGAAGAGACUCAUAGUGCAAUAAGCCAUUUUGAGGAGAUACCACAAACCGAUGACGAUGACAAGGAUGAAUGCGAUGAGUUACGGGUGCCCUCACCACCACCCAGACGUCUCAGCCGUAGUAGUAUUGAUUUACGUGAUCUCGAACAGGAACGUUAUGAAAAGGUGACCCACACCGACAGCGCCCCCUCGAUGAUAGCGUUGCACUAUGCCGCCACCACGGGCAAUAAUGCAACGCAACAACAACAGCAGCAGCAAUUACAAGUGCCCUGCGCCAAUAAGGAUCUCAUCAAUUAUAAUCCGCAAAUUUGGCAGGAUAUGAAAAAUGAUUCUCCAUUGCAGCAGAGCAUUGCCAUACCCACACCCAGGGUGAAUGGCAACGGCAAGCAAUUUACAAAUGCCUCAGCCUCCAGCCGGGACUCGCUCAAGAGGCAGGAUUCAAAUUUCUACAGAAACUCUGGUUGUGAUUCCGAUCAAUACCACAGCAUAUUUGGUGGUAGUGGGGAUGACAGCGAGAGCAACGAUUAUUUAAUAAAAUUAAAACAAACUGCCGCUCCAGCAACCCUCAUACCUCUAUCCGAGGAUAAUAAAGAGCUUAAACGUCUCAUCGAAGAUAAUUAUUUGUAUUAUAAACGGCAAGCGGGUCAGCUGCAAAAAGCCAGUGAUAACCAACAGCAGCAACAACAACAACAAAACAAAGAAUCCUUUUCAGGCAAUAAAUAUCCAGCCCUGAGUGAGACUGAUUUUAUACGCAUGAAAAAUGGAGAAAAUCGCCAGCGCAGCCAAGCGGGAUCGUCGGCUACAAAGAAAUCCUUUGCCGCCAGUGACUCAGAGUUCCUCAAAAACUAUGGAGAUUUGAAAGGCAAGAAGACGGCCAAACAUUUGGAUUCCCUCAAGGAGGGUUCCGUCAACUCCACACCCAAAGAGGAAAGCAGCAAGGGCUUCAACUUGAAAUCUCUGCUGGCCAAGACCAAACGUUCCAGUACCGAAUGUUUUUCCCUGGAAAAGAAACGGCAUCAGGCCAAUUCGGAAGAAAUCAAGCCAAGUCGCUCUCAGCUUUUCAAGAGGUCCCGCAAUCGUAAACUUUCCCACAGCUACAAUGGGGGGCUGCUUAAGGAACGGAAACAUGACAUGCGUUCCCGGCAACACAGUGACACCGAUUCGGAUGUCUAUUUGCCCAGGCUGUUUGGGGAUAGCAUUGAUUCCACAAGUCGUUAUAAUACUCCCGAUAUUUUACUCGAUAUCAAUGUUCUCAAUGAGCAUUCCGAGCAAAUGGACGAAAGUCAACCCAGGCAGGAGGGGACGAAUGAAAGUCCACCCAGCAGGCAUGCCACCCAUUUCCAACUGAUCGAUUUGGGCGCCAACACUGUACAAGAAGUGGGACCCGAUGACUUGUCUUUUCUGAAAGACAUAACCUCCAACGACUCGCCGUUACUACCCUCCACCCCACCACCCUCCUUAUCCCCUUCAUCGCUCAUGGAUGCCUCCAUACCGGAAGCCCUAAAGUCGGACACCAAUUCCACCAUACCCGAAAAAUCCCAGAGUUCUCAAAAAUCCAGUUCUGAGUUGGUAGAGCUCUUUCGUUCCCUGAGUUUUCCCUCCACCGAACAAUCGUUUCACAAAGAAUCACCGGAAAAAUCCCAAAAAUCCACUGAUGCCAGUCACACACUGCGCAAGGAGUCGAUAAAGCAGCGCAUGAGCACGCUUAGCGAUCAGAUUUUGGUGAACAAGAACAGCAGUAACUUCCUGAUGUCACCACCCAUAACACCGAACUUCAAUUCGGCCAUCAACUUACCCGUUAGCCGCAGUCCCAACACCUUGGGCCACUCACCUUUCUCGGCCACACCCAGUCUGGGCGGCAAUAGCAUAAAUGUCUAUUUCCUAUCGCCACCACCCACCGCCACGGCCCAACCCGCAUUUCCUGCACUCACCAGCUCGCCAUCGGCAACAAAUCACAAUUUCAUUGUGAGCGAUACCUCAACGGUGUCCUUGGAUGUUUUUACCACACUGGCCAAUAACCCCACCCCAACGCAACAACAACAGCAGCAUCAACAACAACUCGAACCUCCCUCACACGGUCACGUACAACCAACGAAUCUCUCACCCAAACCGGAAAUUAUUUUAGAUUCCACUCUGUCGCCCACCACUAUGCAGCGUUCCGCCAAUGGUGGCAAUGGUCUGAGCGGCAGUGGCGGUUCUUUAACAGGAGAGGAGAAAGACUUAGCAUCACCUUUGUAUCAACGUCCUGACAGCGAACCGGAAACAACACUCACGACUACCUCUGUUAGUGGUGGUGGACGCAAACGUAGCUCUCUACUGACCGGAUACGAAGGCAUCCAAACGGUACGCAAACGUCAGGCCUCUGUGGUCACCUACGAUGUGAAUGUCAUCAAUUUUUCGCAGGACAACAGCGACAGUCGGAGUUAUAUACCGAUGGGUCGUGUCUCGACUAGUUCGGCAAAAUUUGAUCCUGAUUUCUCAAGUAAAUCGUCGUUGAAACGACGCGGUGGCAUUUGCAUUUUUGUCGACGAGGAGGAAGUCGAACAAAUGCUUGACCACAAUGUGGCCACACAGCAUCACCACAAUGGCGGUGUCGAUGGUGUCAGUGGUGGUGGUAGUGGCGGUGGCGUUGGUGGUGAUGGCAGUGUCACCAAGUGUCUUACCUUCAGUGUCAAUAGUAUGACCAGGGGUGGUGAACGCACCAAAUGCCUCUAUUGUGGAGCUGCUUUGAAAGCUCAACACCAAGCGGAAAAUAGCAAGCGAAACGAUAAGCAAACGCGUCACAAAACAAAGACAAUGGCACAAAGGUUAAGCUUCUGGCACAGAAAUCGAUGGUUGUACCGUAACCGAAAGCAACGAAACCCGGCCGGAUGUCAGUGUGGGGCAAAUGGUGGUUCCGUGAGACCCACAAAAGGUUGGAAGGCCGAACAUAAGGCGGCACGUACACUCGGUAUUAUUAUGGGUGUCUUUCUGCUAUGUUGGCUGCCAUUUUUUCUCUGGUACGUGAUAACAUCCCUGUGCGGUCCUGCAUGCCCCUGUCCCGAUGUUGUGGUGGCCGUACUCUUUUGGAUUGGUUACUUUAAUUCAACGCUUAAUCCUCUCAUUUAUGCUUAUUUUAAUCGUGAUUUUCGAGAAGCAUUUCGCAAUACACUGGAAUGUGUUCUGCCGUGCCUGGAGAAACGUAAUCCCUACAAUGCUUAUUAUGUUUAGCGGCUGUAAGAAGCGGAGAACACCGGAGGACCAUGUGCAACAUGUUGGUGGUUAUCUUGUCAUCGAAUACACAAAACAAAAGGGUCUUUUCCCUCCUUUGCUGGAGAUAAACGCAACAAUGUUCAAGUUACGUUACGUUACGCACACACACACUCACAAACGCUCACUUACAUUGGCCACAAACUUAUUGGUUAUAUGUUAGGUGAUACCUUUUGAUAAAGAAAUAAAGGAUGAAGUGGAAAGCUGCAUCGCAAUGACAACGUCGACAACCAACCCCAACCACAACCUCCAACACCUCUACCAUCAUCAUUGCCAUCAUCAGUUACUCAACCAUACGUAUGAAACCAACCUAAAUGUAAGUGUAUAGUUAAUCUAAGUGUGAUUGUAUAUGUAUUUGUAUGUAUGUAUUUAUUUGUUGUAUGUAUGUUAGUAAGCGACACUCAAGUCGGAAAAAAACCCAUAGUUAUUCUUAUAUGAAGCGAUAGUAAACUAUUUAUAUGUGAUAAAUACAAAAACAAAAAAACAAUGUAACAGUUCUCUUAUAUAUAGGUGCAUAUGUGUGAAUGUUUAGCGAUGUAAUUUUAAGUUUUACAAAAAACAACAACACUAAAAAAACAAAGAAAGAAGUACACGGUAAGAAUAACAAUAUUUUCGAAUAAUAUCCACAUUUUGUUGAUUGGAAAAUGAAACAAAGUUUACAAAUUGUCUA
Musca domestica (house fly) is the source of this 5722-nucleotide messenger RNA. RefSeq names its product octopamine receptor beta-3R. The coding region runs from base 43 to 5013 and encodes 1656 amino acids. Gene Ontology annotation, cellular component: membrane. The record is from RefSeq and is a predicted model, not a curated record. Gene Ontology annotation, molecular function: octopamine receptor activity. The transcript is spliced from 9 exons. NCBI's taxonomy places the organism in Eukaryota, Metazoa, Arthropoda, Insecta, Diptera, Muscidae. Gene Ontology annotation, biological process: adenylate cyclase-activating adrenergic receptor signaling pathway.